Chaetomium fimeti is the source of this 2294-nucleotide messenger RNA. RefSeq lists its product as uncharacterized. Lineage: Eukaryota; Fungi; Ascomycota; Sordariomycetes; Sordariales; Chaetomiaceae. Bases 359 to 1846 code for a protein of 495 amino acids. The transcript is spliced from 3 exons. The record is from RefSeq and is a predicted model, not a curated record. Gene Ontology annotation, molecular function: metal ion binding.
GGCAGCAGCAACGUGCACACCCCUCUUCAUCCCUCCUGCUUCUUUCUUAAACCACUCGAGGCAUCCCUGUUUGCCUCAUUUAUCGCUGAACGGUGCUCUUCAACACGCUUGCGACAGCGACAAAACGUGGUCUCAAAGCCGCGAUCCUUCCCUCCGCCGCUUGCCAUUCUUGGAGCCCACUCAGGCUCUGCAGCAGAGCCCAACCCGCCUUAACAACCCGCCCUAACAACCCGCCCUUAACAACCGCUUUAACCCGAAUUCGGCUGUUUCUGCUCUAUCCUAGCAACCGCCCUCUCGCCCCCCUUAACCAUCGACACAACUGUCUGUCGCCAGUGCUUAUAACUUUUAAACCGUCAUCAUGAGCCGAUUUGAAGGACCGGAGCCCGCUGAGCGGGAUCCCACCCAGCCCUACGUCGCUGCUUUACAGUCGUGGGAAAACUCGGUCCGGGAGAGGCAUGGGAUCGAGCAGAACCUUCACAUGAGCUACAUGGAUCUGCUUCGCCGCUAUCGCGAUAAAUGUGACGAGUGCGACCGCGAAAAGCGCAACGCCAUGAUUUGGGAAAAAGAACAGCGCAUGUCGGAGAGAGAGUUGAACGGCCUCAAGGUUGCUGUCGAAGCCUCUCCCUUUGCCUUUGUCGUUGUGGACGGAGAUGGGGCCGUCUUUCGGGAAGACCUUAUUGCUCGAGGGGAAGAGGGCGGCGGAUAUGCUGCUCACGAGCUGCACCGACAACUUAAGGCCUACUUUCACGAAAACCAGCAACUCUCCAACAUCGACAGCAUUUUUGUGCACGUCGUCCUUAGUGUUGAGGGGCUCUCACGGGCCCUCCAUGCUUCGGCUACUCUACCCAUUGUCGACCAUGCGGCCCUGGCCAAGUUUGCCCGCGGAUUCGCCCGCGCCCAACCUCUUUUCACCUUCACCGACGUUGGCUACGGCAAGGAACAGGCCGACCAUAAAGUGCGUAAGCUCUUUGAGCUCAUGGAGAAGAACAUUCAGUGCAAAUGCCUCGUUUUGGCCGGCUGUCACGAUAACGGCUACGCUACAUUCCUCGAGUCCUUCCGCAACAGCCACAAGAUCUGCCUUCUGGAAACAACCCCUGCCGCUGCCGACUUCAAGAAGUUUAACUUCAAGCGCGUAAUGUUCCCCUCGGUCUUCCGGUCGGAACCUAUACCAUCCAAGCCGAGUUCCUUACCGGCAUUCACAGCACCGCCUAUGGUGUCUCCGGCAUACUCGGGAACCAGAGCUUCGCCACCGCCACUUUUCAGCCCUAUCGCAAAUGGGAUGAACAGCUUACCCAGCCCAGCGGCCACCGUGUCGCCUAAACCUGCACCGGCUCCGGUUGCGGUGAGCAAGCCAGAGGCCCAGUCCAACAGUUAUGCUACCGUUGGACGAAGCACCGCGCCCCUGACUAUCAACAUCGCGACCCAGAAGAAGCCGGUGUCGACUCGUCCAUUUUAUAUGCUCAAUGGCAAUAAUGAGCGCGUGGAUGUCCCGCUAGGGAAGCCCGACAUUAACGCAGUCAAAGCGCUCGAGGAGCGGAGGCAGAUGAGCGGCAUGAAUCUUUGCAACCGCUACCAUUUGGCCAACAACUGCAAAAACACCAACUGCAAUUUCUACCAUGGAGAGCGUUUGACUCCCGCCCAGUUGCUUGCGCUGCGCCAUAAGACGCGGAACCUAGUCUGCGGCUCGGGUCACCACUGCCGAGAGGUUACCUGCAACCUCGGCCAUCAUUGCUCAAACGCGGGCGCUUGCUACUUUGGUGACGACUGCCGUUUCUCCGAGAUGCACGGCAUGGAUAUUACCCCCACCAUUAAGAUUUACGAGGAUGGUAGCCGCGAGCUCCUCUAAACUUAGAACCUCUUCCGCCGAGUUUGAUAGAGAAUUAGCGAGAUGGGAAGCCAUAUUGUUGAUUUAGCCGCGUAUGAGCUGCCCCGCAAGUUGCGGCAACGUUUACACACGAUAAGAGUUUAGCAGUCUCAGGUUUCCGGGACUUGAGCGGGGGCGAAGGGAGCGGGAUGUUCGGAUCGUGUUUUGUUGGUUUUUAGUCUGGGAUGCUUCCUCGUGUAAGGUUGCUCCACACGUUCAUUACUUUCAAGUUUAUCGUCAAGGACCAGACCAGAUUGAUAUUACCCAAAUUCUAGACCGGAUUCACUCUUUACCGUUACGAGUGAACUGAAGUUCGUCAAAGCACUUUGGACACAGCAACUGAUGAAUGAGUUACCUAUCGGGGGGCGGCCUUUCAAAGCAAGGCCUUAAUAAUGAUAAUAUAUCGAUCAAUCCAACGAUGCUGACCCCU